Vitrella brassicaformis is the source of this 714-nucleotide messenger RNA. Lineage: Eukaryota; Vitrellaceae. The record is from the annotation of a GenBank genome assembly.
CUUUCAAGCCUCUGUUUAUCUCCGAUGGUCUCCAGCAGCUUCACCUCGGCCUCCCUCACCCUCUCCUCCAACCUGCACUCACACACACGAGUCCCCAUUUCCGCCAUCCUGCCGAUGAGUAGUGAGAUGCGGACGCCCAUGUUGUCCACGGCCACGCCGACCAGAAUGCCCAUGAGUGAGGUGAGCAUGCCGUACAGACCGUAUAGCCAACCCGCCUGCUUGUCGUCAAGGCCAUACUCCUCGCUGCAUACCACCCAUCCGGCACACAGACAGACAGAGAGAUGACACACAGAGAGGAGGGAAAAUGCCUGCCCACUCACACACCUGAGCCAUAUGACGAGGAUGAAGCUGAAUGAGAAGUAAGCGAAUGAUUCGCCCGACUUAAUCAAAUACACACAUAGCAGCUCUGCAGCACACACAGACAGACAGACAGGCAGACAGGCAGACAGGCAGACACAGACAGACAGACAGAUCUAUGCAUCCGUGUGAGUGUGUUUGCUGGCUGACCUCGUGGGCACUCCGCCAAGGUGGCCAAUUUCUCAUACAGAUGAAGAACCACAUCCAAGCAGCCUGCACACGGCACCCACCACUUGUGAGAGGUGAGCUCGAGGUCUUCGUCCGUCUCAUCAUCUGGCAGCGAAGCAUCGUAUGGCGUUCGACGCAGGCCGCGAGGCAGACGGGGAAGGAAGCUGCAACGGCACAACUCAUCCAUCG